GGACGAUCCAAUGUCCAUAUGUAUACACGUCUAGGUGUCUCUAUAGGGGCUACGAGCUUGUGUCCAAAGAGAGGGAGAGCCGAGGCGCGCGUAAACUCGAAGAAAAAUACAUAUUUUAAUUUGACGAGCAUCGUUCGCCAGCGCGUCCUACGAAGUUUGUCCUGUGUCCAAGGAGACGAGCCUCCGCGAGGCACAUCUCCCCCCCGGGUGACGGCCAGCGGGUCUUGACCAUCCGCUCCGUCGUCUCUCCCCGAGGUCCGGGCUGUGGUGCGCGCCUCCAUUAGUUUCGGGAAGCCAUCUUGACGCGUCUCGUCACCGCUCCUGGUUUUCCAAGCUGUCGUCGCGACUCGCGGCUCGAUUAGCCCGAAUUGCCGCGAUAAACGCGCGCCGUGACCUUUCCCCGUGUUUUUCUCGCCGAUUUAUCCCAAGGUUCGGGAUCGUCGGCGCGAUUGGGGCGAAAUUUUUUUCCAAGGUGCACGUAACGAGUAUACAAAGGUGCAGGCCGCGAGUGUGUGUGUAAUGUUGUAUUUUUGUACAUAAAAAACAGAAAAAGAAAAAAAAAUUCAUCCAUUUUUUGUUGUUUUCUUGUAAAAUUUAUUUGUCGAUGUGUGACAAUUUGUUUGUAAAAUUUGUUUUGGACUCUACCCUUGAACCAUUGUAAGAUAAAAACAAUUGCUCUUUUUUUUUUUCAUCCAUAUUGUACUGUUGGUUGGCUGUAUUGUUGCGCAGUUGUUCGAUACGCGAGAAAUAAUGUUAUAAAUAAUGAUGACGAUGACGAUGAUGAUGAUCGAACAACGGGCUCAAACACACAGGAAGCACAACUUGACGCAAUAUUGUGAAAAUCAAUGCUCUGUAUAAUCUCUCUGUCGCUCGGCGUCCAAUGACAAAAGUAAAUAAUUAUCAUAAUUAUUGCUUUUUUUUUUCAUUCUUUCAAUAAUAAAUUAUUUUUCUCUAUUCACUAAUGUUGUACUUUACAAGUAUACAUAUGCAUAUAAAUAUAUACACACAUGAUACAAUUUUUCGUGUAACAUCCUGCAAAAUAUCGACGAGUCGUAAUGAUUUAGUAUACAUGCAUUAGGUGAAAACGUAGAGGCUCGGCUCUCUUGAAACGCAAGAGAGUUAAAUCAACGGAAGUGUCAAGCACAAUGGCUAUAUGAAUAAUAUUUUUCCCACAAUACAGGUGCCAUUAUUCCCCGCAAGCAAUGGAAGUUUCUCGAACAUCAAGUGCCUACGUGACGAAGCGGGCGUUUCGUCAAUUUACUCGAGUAGUCCCCAGGCCUGUAUAAAAAUGGCCGACAGCAUCGGGCGACGCGUCAGUUAUUCUCGCCUCUUCCUCGGCUCGAACGCAUCGUCGUCGUCACCAUCCUCGCGCGCAUCCGUGUACCUCUACGUAAUAACAAACAAAAGAAAAAGAAACGCGUAGUACCGCAACACGCGCGUGGGGCUCGUUGUUGUCGUUCUGCUACUGCCUCGAUCUCUCGAUUCAGCACUGAUGUUGCUAGUAUUGAGAACUUCUGCUGGUAGCACGGAGACCCAGUGUUGUAUGCAGGGCUGACAAUUAACCCGCUACCAUUUGGUAGAUGAAGUCUUGUCAACCUGCAGCAGUUACCUGCUACUUAGCAUUUAUGAACAUUUUACAUGUCAAAAAAAAUCGAAAGCAACAUGCAGCAGGUGGAUUCUAUUACACAGAACAAUUCGAGUGUGUAUGAAUUGCAGUUAGAUGUGGAGGAGCGAGAAAGGCUGUGUAAUAUACCGAAGACGAGCGCUACUGGCAAGACCGCGACGGCGCCAGCCGCUCCACAGAAAGAGCCGCCUCCACGGGAAGAGCCUGUUGUGGAGCCGGUUAAUGGCAUUGUGCAGCCACCGGUAGUGCCACCACCAAAUCGGCUUGGCCGAAACACAAAUCAAUUGCAAUUCUUGCAAAAGGGUGUACUCAAACCAGUAUGGAAGCACCAAUUUGCGUGGCCCUUUCAGCAGCCCGUCGACGCGAAAAAGCUCAAUUUACCCGAUUACCACAAAAUUAUCAAACAACCAAUGGAUCUGGGUACGAUAAAAAAGCGUCUAGAGAACCAGUAUUACUGGAGUGGCAAAGAAUGUGUUCAAGACUUCAACACGAUGUUCACAAACUGCUAUGUGUACAACAAGCCAGGCGAAGACGUCGUGGUCAUGGCACAAACCUUAGAAAAGCUAUUCCUAACAAAAGUUGCACAAAUGCCAAAGGAAGAGGUCGAGCUAGAGCCGCCAAUGCCGAAGGGCCCGAAGGGCAAAAAGCCCACGUUGGGCCGUGUCGGUGCCGUUGGCAUGCUACCUGGAGGCGCGCUGAAUCGCGGAAGGCCAGCCUCGGUUACGGCGACGAUUCCGUCAAGCCUGCCCAACAGUUUAGUCCUGACGCAGACACCAGGCGCACUCGGUUCUAUUCCUACGGUGGCCGGUCUGACGUCCCAAGGGCUUGCACCGCCUACCAUGCCUGGCAGUAAUGCCACGACGAUAGCGCCACUUCCGGGACCAGCACCGACCAUACCCGGUGUUACGGCAAUGACGGGGCACAACUCCCUGCCAACGCCGAUCGUGCCUCCGGCGACGAACUACCAUGCUCAGCCGGCUAUGGACACGUCCGUGGUGCCGCCUCAGGUACCUACGAUAGCGACAGUAAUGCCUCCCUCACAACCCGCCAAAGUCAAAAAAGGCGUGAAGAGAAAGGCUGAUACAACGACACCUACAUCAAACGCUUUUGACGCAAUCUAUGCUCCAAUUGAUUCAAAGAUUGCCAAGAUCCCGGCAAGACGAGAAUCCAGCAGACAAGUCAAGAAGCCAACGAGGCAAGCAGAAGACGGCCUGGUACCGUUCCAUCCGGCCAACAUGCCCAUGAUUGGAGCUAUGGCCCAACAGCCUCAGCAUGUGGCUGGAAAGUCGAAAGACAAACUUUCAGAUUCUCUCAAAUCGUGUAAUGAGAUCUUGAAGGAAUUGUUUUCGAAAAAGCACUCUAGUUACGCCUGGCCUUUCUAUAAACCUGUCGAUGCAGAACACUUAGGCCUUUAUGAUUAUCAUGAGAUUAUUAAAAUACCCAUGGAUCUCGGCACUGUUAAGUCAAAACUGGACAAAAGAGAAUACAAUUCAGCAUCAGAGUUUGCUGCCGACGUCCGGCUUAUAUUUACAAAUUGUUACAAAUACAAUCCUCCAGAGCAUGAUGUUGUUACUAUGGCAAAGAAGCUCCAAGAUGUUUUUGAGAUGAGGUACGCUAAGAUUCCUGAUGAGCCAACAGCCAGUUUGAUGGGUAUGAAGCAGUCAGAAAGUAGUGGUAGCAGUUCUCCCUCUGAAGACACGUCCGAGACGGAUGAUUCCGAUGAGGAAAGAACGCAAAAGUUGGUUGCCUUGCAGCUGGAGUUAAAGGCAAUGCAGGAACAGAUGCGUAAACUUGUCGAGCAGAGUGGCAAAAAGAAGGACAAAAAGAGGAAGCUUGACAAAAAGCCCAAGCUUAUGAACAGCAAGGAUUUGAUGGCAGGUGGACAUAGCGGUGCCAUGAAGGAGUUGAUGAAAUCUGGCAGUGCUUUACGAGGAGUGUCAGACAGCGUCGGUGCUACUCUACAAAAUGUUUCUUUAGGAGCAGACUCUUACUUAACAUCUCAACACAGUUAUUACCCACACUACUUUAAUUACGGUGGUCCUUAUGCCAAUCUCGUAGGUCACCACUUGCCUCCGAGCUCGGCUGCAGCGGCAGCAGCAGCGGCGAGUGCUGCGGCCGCAGCCGCAGUCGUGGGUGUUAAUGCCAAGAAUCAAAAAGGAAAGGGUAGGGGUCCGAAUAAGGGUGUGACAGCGGCUAACGCUGCGACUAAGAGGCCGAAGGCUAAUAGCCGUUCAACUGGUACGAAAAAGAAAAAUGCUGCCAGUUUGCCGGCCCCGGCUUUUGACUCGGAAGACGAGGAUAAUGCCAAGCCUAUGUCUUAUGACGAAAAGCGGCAGCUUAGUUUGGACAUAAAUAAACUGCCAGGAGACAAAUUGGGUCGCGUUGUUCAUAUCAUACAAUCGCGAGAGCCGUCGUUGAGAGAUUCCAAUCCUGACGAAAUUGAGAUCGACUUUGAGACGUUGAAGCCUUCAACACUUAGAGAACUCGAAAGCUACGUUGCCUCUUGCCUUCGAAAAAAGCCACAUAAAAAAGUCAGUGGUAAAUCCAAAGAUGAACAAAUGGCAGAGAAAAAACAAGAGCUGGAAAAAAGGCUGCAAGAUGUCACAGGGCAGCUUGGAAAUGUCAAAAAAGCUCAGAAGAAAGAAGACAGUAGUAAGUCAGUCGAUGUGGUUGGUUCUGGAGGUGCUAGUGGGCCUUCUAGAUUGUCAGCAUCCAGCAGCAGUAGCAGUAGUGACAGUGAUUCCAGCAGUAGUUCAAUGUCGAGUUCUAGUGAUUCCAGUGACUCCGAAGCAGAAAAUGCAGGCAGCAGACCGCCUCGUAAAAAGGCAAAGAAAAUGCCUCCUGGUGCUACGUCAGUGGCUCCCACAGCGACGUCAACACCUCCUAGCACUGUCACAACGGCAACAAACUUAAAUCAUACUGGCAAUAUGAUGUUGAAUAGUCAAGCGUCAUCCAACUCAACGGGACCAGCGUCGAAGGCUACCGCCAUUGCGCAGCCUAGCAAUAAUCCCGCUGAUCAAGAUCUGAACACAUCCGAGUCUCACGGCAAGAUGACCGGCAACAGCAGUAAUAGCAGUCAGCAGCAACAACAGCCAGCAGUCGUAGCGCCACUGAGCGCGAGCUCUGCAACACCGGCCGCCGUAACUCCAGCAGUGAUGGCGACGCCACUGGCUCACGUCUCGAUGCCGGCCCAACCGUCGCGGCCCUCGUCCCUAGCCACAGCUGCCCCCGUUAAAAAGACUCCAAUUGUACCGCCAACGGCGUUGCAGACGAGUACUUCGCAGCAACAAACGCUGCCGUCGUCGAUCCCAUCGAGCCAAAGCUUGGCCAAUGCCACGACGACAGCAACCCCGGCCAGGCUAACGCCUCCGGUGGCAGUUAGCGUUGCUCAGCAGCAACAACAGCCACCUCCCGUGACGUCGCCUAUCGUGGCGCAGACGGUCGCUCCGGCGCCGAUUAGCUCCUUUGCCGGUGUCGCGACCUCCCUUGGUAGUCAACACCAACAACAGCAGCAGCCGCAGCAACAGCACGAUUCUACCAGCAGUAUUGUUGGUCAGCAGCAGCAAUCGGAUUUGCUCCAGUCUUUCAAUCCUCUAGCAUCGGUACCAACAACGACGCCACACCCAUCACUCGAUCAGUCCCUUGCCUCGAAUCUAUCAAUGGUCGCCUCGAAGAAGGAUCAUCAGCAGCACCAACAGCAGCAGCAGCAGCAGCAGCAACAGCAAUCUCACCUGUCGAUGCUCCAAUCGAUGGCCCACCAGCCAGCCAACAACACCAACGCCAGCAUGUCGAGUUUACUGUCCAGCGACAUGAAGAGCAUGAUGUCCAGCCUUGGUUCGAACUUGAACCUCGGUAACCUUAACAUCAACGCGGCCAUGAAUUUGGGCCACCAGAGCAUCUCGCACAUGAUGCAAAACCAAAUGCAGCUCGAGUGCCUGAUGGGCGUCACCUCGCCGCUCGGCCUUCAAAACAGCCACGUGACACCGACCUCGAUGGCAGCUUCGAUUCACCAUCAGCAGCAACACUCGAACGGCUUCUCGGGCAUGAAGAGACAGGACAGCUCACCACCCGGUGGUGGUGGUAGUGGUGGUGGCAUGCUCAACAACAACAACGGCAGCAUGCCCGGCCUCAAUAUGAACCUUAACAUGGGCAUCGGCUCGAUCUUUGAUCCGCACUCGAAAGUCAUGCCCAUGCAGAUUCAGCAGCAGCUGCAGAUGCAGCAGAAAAAGAGCGACAAGGCCGCGGCGGCUGCGGCUAUGAGCCAACAGCAACAGCAGAUGCAUCAGAAGAUCGAUGCCGGGACAUUUUUUGAAGAAAUGACUGCUCUAGGGAUACCACCGAUAAGCAACCACGCCACCUCGCAAUUAUUACCAGAUAAACAGCAUAACGCCCAGGCUGAAUCGAAAAAUGCUACCUCAAACUUCGCUUCGGCAUUUAAAAAUAAUAAGAUCACUGAUCAGCAGCCAAAGCUCAAUCACUCGUCCUGGUCUUCGUUAGCUCGAGCCUCAAGUCCGCAUACGGUAGCGGCAACGAGUACGAAAAACACGAGCGAGGCUUUCCAGCAGUUCAAAAAGCAAGCCAAGGAAAAACAGGACAGGCAACGAGCGCUGAUUGAACGUCAGCAAAAGGAGCAGGCGGAACGCGAGCGAUUACGCCAAGAAAAGGAGCGCCGUCAGAAGGAAGAAGGGGAGGCUGCUCUGGAAAGGGCGCGCAAGACUACUUCUCCGUUAAGCGCGUCGCCGGCCUCGUCGAUAUCGACGCCACGACGUGACCCGGUCAACAAAGAGGAGACCGAUAGCAAUAGUCCCAGCCAUUCGGCUAGUCAGGGAAAGUCUGAACGCGAACGUGAACGCCAUAGGUUGAGGGAGCAGGAACGACGGCGACGUGAAGCGAUGGCUGGACAAAUCGACAUGAAUAUGCAGAGUGACAUGAUGGCUGCCUUUGAGGAAUCAUUGUAAUGUUGCAUUGAUCAACUGUAUUUAUUAGAUUUUACUUGAAACUUUAUCUUUCAAAACUUCACAAGUAAAGCUUCAGCUUAAUUUAAAAGAGUUAACGAGUUUUCUAAAAAAAUACUUGGUAAAUUUAUAAUGUGACAGAGUGUUACGUACAAAGACGUAUCUUUUCUUUCACCUCUUUGUAAUCUAAAUAAAUUUGACGCCAUAAAAAUGACGUCAGAGCAGUAGUACUCA
This is a messenger RNA of Copidosoma floridanum, 6813 nucleotides long. RefSeq lists its product as uncharacterized. Gene Ontology annotation, biological process: chromatin remodeling; regulation of DNA-templated transcription. Gene Ontology annotation, cellular component: nucleus; chromatin. NCBI's taxonomy places the organism in Eukaryota, Metazoa, Arthropoda, Insecta, Hymenoptera, Encyrtidae. The record is from RefSeq and is a predicted model, not a curated record.